Messenger RNA from Nannizzia gypsea CBS 118893, 1629 nucleotides. RefSeq lists its product as hypothetical. The transcript is spliced from 3 exons. The coding region runs from base 1 to 1629 and encodes 542 amino acids. NCBI's taxonomy places the organism in Eukaryota, Fungi, Ascomycota, Eurotiomycetes, Onygenales, Arthrodermataceae. The record is from RefSeq and is a predicted model, not a curated record.
AUGCUGUUUUACCAGUCGCUCCUACUCCUCUGUUCAUGGGUUUCGGAAGGAUGUCUCAACCAGCAAAUUCCCUUGGGCUUCGAUUCACACUCCGUAUACCAUCCAAGCACUGCCUUUGAGGAGAAGGUGAAUUGGUCAUUGGAGCAGUUUAAAGUCCCAGGCCUUGCAAUAUCAUUCAUCAAUGGUAGCAGAGUCUUCACAAAAGGAUACGGCGUUGCAGAUCUUACUACCUCGCAGCCAGUAUCAGAACACACCCUCUUCUUUGGAGGCAGUACCACGAAGGCCUUUACAGCAGCACUGAUAUCAAUCCUGGUGGACGAUAACGAGAACUUCCCAGACAUACAGUGGGAUGCAACGGUCCACAGCAUCAUUCCAGAUGACUUCACCCUUAGUGAUCCAUGGUUUACUACACAGGUUACGGUUGAGGAUAUGCUUUCGCAUCGGUCCGGCAUGCCACGCCAUGACUGGGUUUGGUUUGCCAACAUGACGUUACAGGAGGCCGUUCGAAAGAUGAGGUAUCUUCCACUCACAUCAACUAUUCGUACGAAAUUUAACUACUGCAACCUAAUGUACAUGGCUGCCGCUCAUCUCAUCGAGACCAAGACGGGAAAACCGUUCAAGGACGUGCUACGCGAGCGGAUCCUAGAGCCUCUAGGGAUGACCGAAACGUAUGUUUCGCUACCCGAUGCUCAGGCAUCAGGAGGAGAAAUUGCACGAGGAUAUUUUCUCAAUUCGACCAGACAACUACAAGACACAGAUUUAUCAUUCCACGAGAGUAUCAGAGGCGCAGGAAACAUCAUCACCUCGGCGGCUGAUUACGCGAAGUGGGUUCAGGCCAUGAUACAACGGAGCCCACCAAUUUCACCUGCAGGCUAUGCCGCCAUUAUGGGUGGUCACACUAUCGUUUCUCCUGAACCAAUGGCUCCCGACACAUCUCCAACUUUGUACGGGUUUGGUUGGUUCUUGCGUACGUAUGCUGGAGAAGUGAUAAUACAACACCCGGGUGGAAUCGAAGGGUUUGGCAGCCUUGUAUGCUUCCUACCGCGGAAGAAAGUCGGGUUUGUUAUCCUAGGCAACAAUAUGAUAGGCACAAACGCAGCUGUGACAUUGCUUGGAAACCAUUUGAUCGACGAUAUCCUCGGAACCCAGGAACAAGACCGGCCAAAUUGGCGAAAGAGAGCUGAAGCCACGUUAGAGAACACCAAGAUCUCUCCGCGAGUUUUAGACGAUCUUUAUCCACGUAUACCUAGCCCACCUCUUCCUCCACCGCUGAAACUUUCAGAGUACGAAGGCACAUAUUCACACCCUGCCUAUCCAACCCUGAAAAUCACCACCGACUGCCCUAGCCACUCACUUUUCCCCAGGCUGUCCGGCAAACAAAAGUUGGGACCUCACCGUCUCUGCGCCAAACCCUCCCAGAGCGCCUUUGGGAGUGAAGCGCUGGUCCUGGAGCUCAGACAUGUUACGGGUGACUUCUGGGUAGUUGGGACCUUGAUGUAUGGUGCCACUUCUGCUACGAGAGGGAAAUUCAUUUUGAGCCCAGAGGGAACCAUUAAUCAGAUUUCCAUUGAGAUGGAACCGACUAUGGCACUGGAGCAUAAGGGUAUACACUGGACGAAGACGCCUUAG